UAUGAUUUCUCCGCGAGGUACCACAGCACCGAGCUCACGCAACGGAGGAGGAACAUUAAACACAGAGUCCCAAACACGGGAUAGACGGGGUCCAAUACCGAGACCUGUUCGAACCGCACUCCGCCACUGGAUACCUACACCGGUACCGAGAGGGAAAAACGACGUUUUUAGAGCGUUCGCUUUUGCUAUUUAUUGUUUAAACGUGAGGAAUUAAAUAAGUUGGUUAACUGGGAAGUUUGCUUCUCUCAGCAGCACCGACCUAAACCAUACUCACCGACUUACCUGCCUCAAACGCGCAUUUCUUCUCCAACAGAAGAGCGUUUUUUUGUUUUUAUCACACAUUGGUUUUUGUCUCCUUUUGGUGCCUCAGGGACACGGAGAACCUCCUAACUUUUCUAAGAACAAUAGUAAGGUCUAUCCCGGUAGUUUUUCUGACACAAAGGAGCACAGACAGUACCAGAGAAAGCAUCUCGAAGAGUCGGACAGACGGGAGAAGUAGAUGUAUUGUCGGCCAUGGAUGUAACAGUUUACCCGCCUCCUCCUCAGCCUCUGGCCGCUACAGACCACAGCAGGCUGGGGCAGCUCUCCUACCCCGACCCGGCCUUUGGGACCAACAAGCUGGAUGGGGACACCAUGUUCCUGGGUGUGCAAGACGCAGGCCUUGACUUUCCCUCAACCAAUCAGUUCCGUGUGCCACAGCCCCCCCACCCUCUCAACAAGGUGACGCCACACAACCAGCCGGCACAGCACUGGAGGAGAGACGCACACAUGGGAGACUCACAGCGUCUGCCAUGGUCGUACUCAGUUGGUGGUUUGGGUGAUGAGGACUUCAACAUCCCACCCAUCACUCCCCCGACCCUGCCAGACCACAUGCUGCCCCCACAUCUCCCCCAUGGUUCCCCCUCUGGACCUUACCAUCCUCUGGACCCUCCCUCCAGCUCUGGUCCACACCACCCCUACCAGCUGCAGGGCAUGGAUCACCCUGGCAUGCCUGGUAGCCAAGAUAGAUCCAUGUUAAACCAAGAUGGCGGCUCAUUUGGUCCGAGUGGAGGUCCAAUGACCAGUACUCUGUCUGUGAUGCAGCAGAUGGUGAACUCUGACUCUCGGUUUACCAGCAGCCAGCAGCCAAUCGACGCAGCACUUGGACCCAGGAGCCAAUCAGGCAUGAGCCAGCAGAGUCAGUUGUCCACCAUCAACCAAUCACAGCUGGGGCAUGGAAGGAACUAUAUUGCCCACAAUUCCCCUUCACCUCCUGGAAGUAAAUCUGCUACACCAUCUCCCUCCAGCUCAGCACACGAGGACGACAAUGAUGACGGACUCAGGCUGGGCAGUGUAGCAGAGAAGAGACCAGCGUCUGUAGACAUCACUAAGAAAGCCAAAACACCAAAGAAGAAGAAGCGAAAGGACCCUAACGAGCCAGUGAAGCCGGUGUCUGCCUACGCCUUAUUCUUCAGGGACACCCAGGCCAACAUCAAGGCCCAGAACCCAAACGCCACCUUUGGCGAGGUGUCAAAGAUCGUGGCCUCCAUGUGGGAUGGACUGGGAGAGGAACAGAAACAGUUGUACAAGAAAAGGACAGAGACGGCUAAGAAGGAGUACCUGAAGCAACUGGCUGCAUACAGAGCUAGCCUGGUUUCACAGAGUUACAAUGACCCCUCUGAAAUGAAGCCGUCCCACUCUCCCUCCACAUCUUCCUCUUCUACCUCAAUGUUCACACCCAAACCUUCAGUCUACCCCGGCCACCCAAGCCACCACCCUUCCUCCAGUCCACUCGCCCAUUCCCACCCUCACCCUCACUCUCUCCCUCCCCAUCAGCACCCGGGCAUGUACAUGUCUUACCCUCACCCGUCUCACCCUUCCCACGCCUCCAGCCCCGGCCCCCACCUGCCCCGGCCCCACACUCAGAUCCACCCUCAGCUCCAGGCUCUGUCCUCCAGGGGGAUGGUUCCACGGCCCAGCGUCCCCCACCAGGGAGCUCUGUCCCUGGGCAACAUGGCAGCGGCGUCCAGCCCUCCUCUCCAAGUCAGCCCUCCUCUCCACAGCCAGGCGCACCUGGGGGGGCUGCACAGUCCACACCAUCAGCAUCAGCAGCUAUCUGGACACUCACUGGGGAUGACCCAUUCACCUGCCAUCUCCCAGGGUUACCACCAGUCUGACUAUCAGCCAAUGGGUGGAGGUAUGCUAAAUGGUGGUGCAGUGAUGUCAUCAUCAGUGGACUACCACCAGAUGGGUCGACACACACCAAACCACCACCCCUCUCUGGACUGGAGCACUGAUUACCAUGGCAACGGAGGUCUUCAGAGAGACAAACAUCUGUAUCUGAGCUAAUCUCAAGACAAAGUGACACCAAACUACAACCAUGCCCUUCUACUGCCACACCAAGGAAACCUCUAAUCUCAUCUCCACAUGAAGCCCAGACCAGCCUCCUGCAACCUGAUCCCACAGAGGACUGAGUGGACUCAUCAAAACCACUUAAGCGUGCACUUAGGUGCUUAGCACUUCAUACUUAAGGCCAAACAGUAGAAAAAUCAGCUCAUUACCAGUCCGUCUCUAAAGGGACAACUGUGAUCAGAACAUGAGGAAGUACUUAUGUUCAGAUCCCUACAUCCUCACGGCUGGUCUGAUGACCGGUAUUACUUAUUUAUAGUCUUAAGUGCUAUGAUUCAAAUUGAAAAUGUGUGUGUACAAGGAGAGGUGGGGCGGGUCCUGUGCUGUGAACCAUGAUUAUAGGUGUUUAUGAUCAGAAAAUAUAUUCUAGUCUAGUUUUCUGUCUGCCCUUAAAGUUUACACCUAGCUCCUGAAAAUGUAAAGAUGGUGUUCAGCGUCAGUCCCAAAAGGCUCCGCAGAGCAAGUGUAAAUCCUGUAACAUAAAUGUUUGAGCUGUCUAUUAAAGCCAAUUGAUUUUGAACCUCCUAGUCGCUGUGUACAGCCAUAGUGAAGAGAACUCACAGCUCAUGAACAGACGGUUUGUAACCAAAUACUACCAAUCGUGUUUCUCACUGGCGUCGAUGCCGUGUGGACAGGGUCCGAAAUGAACACCCGCCAAGCGCCAAAUGCGGGUAGUUUUUUCGUUUGGAGAGUACAUUUCACUGCUGCCUACAAAUAAUACAUAAAAAAAAAAAAAAAGGCCAGCAAUUUACAAUUUCUCAAUUUCCUGAUCUGAUGAAAUGAUCGAAUCUGUGACUUAAAUCUGUUAUUGAUUAAACAGGACAUAAUGCCUUCUCAAUUAAAUGCACUGUAACACAUGCGUAUAGGACACAAAAACACAAUUUGUCAUUUUGGCCGGUAAAAAAAUAUGUUUGGCCGGUGAAUUUUUUUCAUCUACCUGCCUUCUUGGCCGGUGAGUCAAAAAGUUAAUUUCGGACCCUGCGUGCGACUCGCUGUCAGUAGAGACAGAAAUCAUAUUUGUGAUUCUGAUCAGCAAAAAAAAGAAUUCACACUGCUUUAUUGAGCUGAAGACAAACAGGAGGAAGAGGUGGAGCAGCACCUGAAGCUGUUUGUUUGUUAACCCAGCGCUGACCGUGAAUAAUCGUGUACGAUUAAAGAGCUGUCCUCGUUCUCAGAUCUGCCUGGUAGGAAUCCGAUGUAUUUUAGUCCUUGAAAUGAUGAAAUGUCAAACAAUUCUUUGUUGGAAAAAAAAAAAAGAAACAAAAAUACUUCUUUGUAAGAUGACAGCCUGCUCCUCCUGGCAUAUGUCUGCUGAUGAUAUUGAUUCUGAUCCAGACUGCGUGAGUGUGUGUGAGAGUGUGUGAAGUGUUAAUGAGAAGAGAGAGAGAGUGUUUUUGAUUGGUCUGCAUGGUCUCUUUUGUCAUCUCUUUUUCUCUGUGUACAGAGGCUAUUUAAACAAAAAAAAACUAUAACUGUUGCUGGGUGGGCUGUUUUUAAUGUUGUUCUUUUACUCAAAUCAAGUUUUGUUUUUAGUGUUAAUUAUGAUGAAGAUAAUGAGAGACGUCUCUCUCUCGCCCUGUAUCUCUUUGUAUUAUUGUGUUUUUUGGCAGAUGAAAGGACUCUGGGCAACAACAACCAUGAAGAUUUUCUUAUUUUUAGAUUCUAAUAAUGUGUUUGAGAAUAAAGUCAGGGCUGCAUUGAUGUGCAGCCAUUACUCCCAAA
Labrus bergylta (ballan wrasse) is the source of this 4110-nucleotide messenger RNA. RefSeq names its product thymocyte selection-associated high mobility group box (gene tox). Gene Ontology annotation, molecular function: chromatin DNA binding. Gene Ontology annotation, biological process: regulation of transcription by RNA polymerase II; leukocyte differentiation. NCBI's taxonomy places the organism in Eukaryota, Metazoa, Chordata, Actinopteri, Labriformes, Labridae. Gene Ontology annotation, cellular component: nucleus. The record is from RefSeq and is a predicted model, not a curated record.